AUGGCCGCAAAGAGCGAACGACCGGACUCCGUCGCCUCAGUCACCACUGGUUCUGGAGGAAGAGCCUUCACUCCCUCGGCUCCAUCCCAACCAUCGAGACCGAACACGACAGAGCCGGCGCCGGCUAUGCGAAGCACAGCUCGAACGAAGACGAUGGCAAAGCCUCGCUCGAUGCUCAUGCGAAUCACCGCGCGUGGCAGCAUGCGUGGGCGUGAUCAGGGACUUAAGGAGGCCGAUGUUUACCGCGCUGGCCAGGGCUACGGCAAGGGCUUUGGCCCUUGCAAGCCAGCUUCAGCAUCUCCCUGUGAAACUGCCUUGGUCAAUGGACUCACUGAUUGGCAGCUGCCCUUCUCAGAGGCGCCGCAGACGGAGAUCCUGCUCCAGAACGACAAGGUCGAGCUGGGCGAGAAGUACAACAUGAAGAUCAGCUCCCGGUUUCAACCUCUGACAGCAACGACGUCUCGCUACCAUUUCCAACUGCCCACCUCGGAGCAGAACAGGCGCUACAGCAACAUGAAGCUCAAGCCUUCCGAAGCACAGGGACCCGCCAGUAUCGAGAGUACAGCGAGUCAGAGGCCAGAGCGGCCAGAGUCAGACGAGUCGAGGCCGCCAACGCGACCAACGCCCAUGCUGACGAAGCUCCGCAUGCCUGUGAAGGAGGGCCUGACACGCCUGCGCCCGGGCGUGGCGUACAGCAUCUCGCGGCUGGAGGAGUGGUUCCUUCUGCUGGACACGAACCGCUCCGGGGAAGUCACGGUGCGUAAGCUGAUCCUGGGAAUGAUGAAACACCAGGAGAUCAUGGACCUCGUCUUCUUACUGAGGGAGAAGUCGGAAGGCCGCUUGUGGCAGCUCCGGCCGGAGGAUAGGCCGACCGCUGGAAAGCUGACGAGGGACGACAUGCAUUGGGUACGAGCGGUGCUGGAUGAGCUCGACGCUGCGGGAGGGGCCUCGAUGACGUGGCCAGAGUUUGUCGACUUCUUCCGCCAGACAGGGCUGCUCCUCGAGUACAGCACUCGGGACGAGCUCAACCAAUCAGAGCUGGGAGAGACAAACAUGGAAGAAUUUCUGCGGCGACAACAAGAAGAGUUUGACCUGGACCAAGUGAAGUUCUUCAGCGAGCAGCGGCGAGGAGCCAGGCUUGUUCCAGCCAGUCCAGAACAAUCAGAACGCAGAUCUAGCCGAUCGAGCUGCGCACUGGCGCAGACAACAUAG
This is a messenger RNA of Symbiodinium natans, 1212 nucleotides long. Lineage: Eukaryota; Dinophyceae; Suessiales; Symbiodiniaceae. The record is from the annotation of a GenBank genome assembly.